This is a messenger RNA of Corticium candelabrum, 3777 nucleotides long. RefSeq lists its product as uncharacterized. The transcript is spliced from 9 exons. Lineage: Eukaryota; Metazoa; Porifera; Homoscleromorpha; Homosclerophorida; Plakinidae. Bases 385 to 3639 code for a protein of 1084 amino acids. The record is from RefSeq and is a predicted model, not a curated record. Gene Ontology annotation, molecular function: protein kinase activity; ATP binding. Gene Ontology annotation, biological process: protein phosphorylation.
GUGCUUUUCUGCGCAGAGUCAAUCUAUAUAACAGAUGAGCGCUGGAACGGCGAAGUCUAGUCGACUUCUGAAGACGGAGGCGUGUAGAAAAACAGUCUGUUGACCAGCCUACAUUCCUUUAGGCGACUUAACGAGGAUAAACUGUCCCAGACGUGAGAACGGCAGCUCUAAAAGUGACGUUCGCUGUUACCGCCCCAUGGAAUUUCUUUGCUGACGAGCUCGAAUAAUCCACCACGUGGCAAUGGCUAACCAGGAUUAGAUGACAAACCUGGAUCAGUGCAUUCCAGUUUACAGCAGGUCAUUGCUGAUGCAUCAAAAGUUGUGUCUGUGAACAUACUUGGAGUACGUGGACGAGAGUUAUGGUGUGCUUCUGAAAUUUUUGGAAUGAAGAAGUACUUGGAAAGUACAUAUGUUUCCGAGGACUUGACAAAAGGUGUACAAUUGAUGCAAGUACUCGGUGCAGGGAAAGUCAAUCAAUUACAUUGGCUUACUGCCACAGAACCAAUCAAAGGUGAAGGAAUGGAAGCUACCAUUGUAAUCAGUUGUCUGGCUCCUCUGAUUGUUGUCAUUCCUUUGGAUCAGCAGGUCAUUGGAGAGGAUUCAUCACUUUGUUUUCCUGAAAUAAAGAAAUUGCUUGUUUCUGCUCAAGCGGGUAGAAGCCCACUUGUAGUUAUUGGUAUCUGUAAAUACAGCUAUGAUGAAAGAGUACUCAAACAUGUUGUCAUGAAUACACUAGGGAUUCGAACAGACCAUAUGCUUUUUGUGUUAGAGUCAUCAGAUCAUUUAAUGUUAUCCUCAAUUUGUACAGAAAUCAAUAAAGUACUUACUAAGUCAUUGCUAGCAGCUGAAUCGUCCUUUCUGGAAGUGGACAAGGCGAUUCUUCUUGAAAGAUGCAAAAAGACUAAGAUUCUAACUCUUGACCAGUUCCGGAGUAGACUCACUGAGGAUGUGACUGAUGUGCAGUUAGCUCAAUUCACUUUGCAUUUGGAACAGACCAGCUUAGUUAUGUGCUGCCCUUUUGUUAACACUGAAGGCGAUGUCUAUCAGCGUGAACAAUAUAUGACAUCAACCAUUGUCCAAUCCAGAGGUGUUUCUGUUGAAGAUAGUUUAGUGGGAGCUUCUUACACAAAAGGUGCCGACUUGAAUCUUAUCUUGGACCCAAAGUUGUUUGCAAUUGAAGUUGAUAAAAAUAUUGAAUUAUGUCGACUUUUCCAUGCUGAGACCAACAACUGCCUUAUCCCUGCUGUUCGGCACAAUCUCAUCCCAAAAAGCAAACUCAGUCAAAUUUUUCAAGUUCUUUUACCAGCUUUACACAGAGCAAGCAAGGUAUUGAACCCUUUGUUUGUUGCUUGUGGUCAUGCUGACUGCUCUGAGAAGAUCUACAUCAUUGUCACUGAACCUCAGUCGCAACUACCUGUGAUUCCUGAUGCAAGAUCUUGUGUGCUUUUACCAUCAUGUUUAGAAGCAAAUCAGCUGGUGCUUCCACUGAUAGGUUAUCACAGAAUUCCUCCACUGGCAUUUCGAUCGCCUGGGCAUUAUAAGAGAGAUAUUCCUAUUCCUGUAUUUUAUCAGUUGAUUGCUUUCUUGAUGAAACACUUUCCUUCGUUUGUGAAAUGUUGUGCACAUGCAGCAAAGUUUAAUAUAGCAGAUCAACAUGUGUUAGAGGUCUCCUAUGCAGAAACAUACAUCAAAGCUGUUGUAUAUGUUCGUGGUACUGUCUCACCAAUCACUCCUACUAUCUGUGAUGGCAUAAGAAUUAUGAUUCGUGAUCAUUUGGACAUGUUGCUCAAAACCUCUGGUGUACUUGUUAUCUGCCAAGCUGCUGUGCUUCACGACUCUAACUCAACAUGGUCUGAUUUUGUCGACUUAAUUGAUUUCGAUCCUUAUUGCACUAACCAAGAAUUAUGCAGCAUUGGUGGGCAGCUAUUCUCACCAACUGAUGAUUUUUUCUUGUGGUUUGGAAAACUUGGACCAAAACCUAGUGAAAUUCAAAAAAGUUACAUGUCAAUUAAAAGUGAUAUUGAUCCUGUCCGUGCUUUGACGUGGCUGUAUGAGAGGCAACUCAUCAUUGGAUCAGAACUCGACCGAAUGUUGGAUCAAAAUGCUGAUAUGCGUUUACAGGCGUUACUUUUAUUACUUGAAAAUAAAGGAGCAAGAGGACUUGAAAUAAUUGAUGCUAUACUGCAUGAUAAUACGCUGAAGAAACAUCAAAGGUUGACUGUUGAAACAGAAACAGAGAUUGCCCAAAUUGGAGAGGGACGUAGACAUCAACAAGCUCAUAGAGUGAUGGCUGCAUCUCCAAUGCAGGAGCCAUCAUUGACAGCAAAGGCUGAUUCUCAUAGUAAGCCUGGCGAUCAUGAAAUAUCAAGAAAUGUAGGGCAAACCGAUGCCGAUUUGAACUAUUCAACUCUUGAAAGUACAAGGAAAGAACAGCUAAACCAGCUCGGUAUCAAGUCUUUGCAAUCUAGAUCUGCACAGCAGUCUCAAGAAAGUUCAAUAACGUCGACUACAUCAUUAUCGGCUAUUUAUGCUGGUCUUCAGGAGGAACAAAUUGCCAUUCCACGUUCAUCGUUAACAGUAGUGCAGACGAUUACAAGGACAACAGACAGUGAACUUUCCAGUGAGAGAGAGCCAUCAAUAACUGAAGUGAAACGAGAUCCUGAAGUUCAUCCAAUAUUUGAGAGCAAGUAUUGGCACGUUGAAAGAGCAACCAACAGUUUUAAUGAAGUUUCUCUGCAAAAGGGAGGAAAGAGACUGGGAGUUGGUUCAUUUGGAACAGUCUUCCAUGGAGUGCUCCACUCUGAAACCGGCCAGAAAUUUGAAGUUGCCGUGAAACGUCUCAAGAAGGCUACCAGUUUGAAUCCCGCUCAAGUUAAAAUGAGUCGAAAGCAGUUUGGAACUGAGAUGAAUGUGCUGACUCGUUAUCUCCACAAGAAUAUCAUACGACUUGUAGGAUUCUCCAGUGAUGGACCGGAACUCUGUCUUAUAUAUGAGUAUAUGUCAAGAGGACCUUUAUCCCACAGACUUGACUGCAAGGACAACACUCUUCCUCUUGACUGGCGUGUUCGUUUAACAAUUGGUCAAGAUAUUGCAUCUGCCUUGGAGUUUCUUCACACAGCUUUUCGUCUACCAGUUGUCCACCGUGAUGUGAAGUCAUCCAAUAUCCUGUUGGGGUCCCACUUUGAAGCCAAGUUGAGUGACUUUGGCCUGGCAGUAAUCUGGGACUCUGAUGGUGAUCAGCAGCCUGAAGACACAGGGGAGCCAUCUUACGGAACUCGGGCUUACAUGGCACCAGAAUCACUGCAAGGGUUAAUAUCAACCAAAGGGGAUGUCUAUAGUCUUGGAAUGAUCUUUCUGGAACUAGCAACUGGUCUUCCUCCCUACUCGAGUCGAAAGAAACAGACUUUGAAAGCAUACCUGGAGGACAUGGAACGUCAGAAAGUCAACAUUGUGAAAAUGCUAGAUCCCAAAGCUCGAUGGCCAAUUAGCAGACGAGGACAGGGCAAAGACAGUUCUUAUGGUCUUGAUUUAUUAAAGAUUGGGAAGAUGGCUGCAAUAGGGGAUCACACAAAUAGACCUGACAUUGUUGAGGUUUUACUUCAGCUGACAGCACUUAUUAGCAAUAUUGAACAGAGUUAGGAGUGAACAAUGCUGAUGCGGGUAAGUACAGUUAGACUAUUGUAUACUGCUUCCUAUAGUGAUUGAAAAGUUUUAAACUAUUGACAUGCAGAGUGCAAUGUUUAAGAAAGUAAAUACAGUAUAUUGACUAAAUGAAAA